AUGGAUUUUUGUCCUCUACAUGCGAGCAGAAUGAAUUGGAUUGUCCAUUUCAAGCCUGAGUAUGCAGGCGUAAGGGUUCUUAGCCUAGACGGUGGCGGUAUGCGAGGCAUUGUUGAACUUGAAGUUCUGAAAGCGGUUGAGCAGGCAUUGGGCGGCAAAAUGCCUGUACAAGCGUUCUUUGAUCUUAUAGUAGGGACAAGCACGGGCGGCAUUAUCGCUCUAGGACUCGGAGUCAAGCAGUGGCUUGUGGACCACUGCAUUACUGAAUUUGUUCGUCUCUGUGACCAAGCAUUUUCCCCACGCGAAUUCGACAAUGUGGGUGGCUUAACACAAGCAACCACUUUAAGACACGGCAGCAAGUAUCGAACGCAACCGCUACGCCGUGCUCUAUAUCAUGUUUUGGGCGAAGAAUACCUUUAUGGCGGCCCUCGAAAGGUUCAUCGCGCUUACGGCACGAAAGUUGCUGUGACAGCAACUACGGAACCGGACAAAAACCUAUUCGAGUUCCCACAUGAACUGCAUGUCUGGGAGGCUGCAAGCGCCACAUCAGCCGCCCCGUCCUUCUUCAAGCCGUUUCAAAGUCAUGGGAAACAAGUCUAUCUCGACGGUGCAGUAUACUAUAACAAUCCUGUCAGAGUGGCACAUCAUGAGCGCAAAUUUCUCUGGCCCGAUGUUGCAGAAACGCCUCCAGAUAUCCUUCUGUCGAUUGGUACAGGAAAGAAUGGGCUUAAAGUUGACGAAGAAUUGCACAGGGACGCGGUGGAUAGUUCUCUUGUACGACAGGCCAAACCACAGUCCAACAACAGACUUAGCCGAUGGAGAGAGAAAAGCGUCGCCCAAAUAAAGAGACCAAAACCAUUCGAGCUUGUACUCAAGUAUUUCAAUGUUCUGGUCAAUCGGAUUGACAAUAUACUUGACUCUGAACGCGAGUGGAGGCAAUUUUGCAGUGAUGUCCUCGAUGGCAAACAACGAGAAGAUCAUGAGUCCCAUCACAUCCGUAUCAAUAUCGAUCUUGGCCAAGAUCCACCUGCCUUAGACGACAAGGCCAGACUGGCAGACCUCCAGGCACAAACUUCCGAGAUACUCAGGAGUAGUGAACACCAAUCAACCAUUGAAAAGGUAGCUUACCGGCUUAUUGCUAGCUCAUUCUAUUUUCUCAAGGAUGAGCGGAUUGGAUUUGACGAGGCAUCCCAAAUGUGGGUUUGCACAGGGAGGAUUCUAUGCCGUUUUGAUGGCAAUUCAAUUGAGGUUCGCAACAAUAUGCGUUCAUUGGGCGAGUUCUUGCGUUCCCAACAAAGGCCUGACUACCAGCCAUAUUUCAGCAUCAAAGAGAAAGCGGAUGAUCCAGAUCUCAACACGAUUGAGAUUAAUCGGAAGACGAUCGAGCAUAUGAUAGCGACAGCUGAGUUCUUCUUCGAUGACCCAUUAAAGAUUCAAGUUGCCUCUCAGUUGAGUCCUACCACUAUCUAUCUAAGUCUUUGCGAUACACAGCGAUUCAAGCCAGACCUUUAUCCGAUAAGUGGAUUCCCCAGGUUUCUGGUCACAGAAGAUACUGCAAAUGCAACACGCCUCGAUAGGCGGGCUGAACUCAUUAGAGAAAGAAGAUACAAUACUUCGCCAAUUGCGAGCGAUCUCAAAGAUGCACAUUCAAUGGACGAGGCGGUGGAUAAGACUAAUUCAGAAGUUGACGAGCUUGGGGAUGGUGGCGCCUUCGUGUCAAGCAAGGCCGAUGACCUAGCAGUCUAUGGUGACAAAAAGUCACCGCCAUCACACUCGGAGGUGCUUGAUGAACACGGAAGAAGUCUAUCCAGACAGCCGCAAAACGCAAAAACAUUGGCUACCCAGGAGCUCGAAAAAAUGCGGCUGGAAGCCCACACAGUUGAAGAUACAGCGGCUUUUGCUGAUUCAUCGACUGGAGCAACAAACAGUGGGCCCUUCGAGCGAAGCAUUUCCAUUGGCAAUCUCAGGACACAUAGCCAUGUCACCUCCAACACAACGAUUGUUGAUGCUGAGGGACUGAUGAGCUCGGAUCCGAAUUUGGUUGGAUCUGUAAUGGGUCCUGGGUUUGACAGUGACGAUUCGGACUGA
Molecule: messenger RNA, 2088 nt
Organism: Endocarpon pusillum Z07020
Lineage: Eukaryota; Fungi; Ascomycota; Eurotiomycetes; Verrucariales; Verrucariaceae
Exons: 8
Coding region: 1-2088 (695 amino acids)
Biological process (GO): arachidonate metabolic process
Cellular component (GO): membrane
Source: RefSeq, a predicted model, not a curated record